AUGUUUGCAGAAUUUAGAGCGAAAAAACCCAAAAGGAAAAACAACAAUACCAAUAAUGCAAAUAGUAACAAAACAAAACGCACAGCAAAAGCACGUAGAAAAUUUGAGCUUUUCAAGACGACUUUUUACCAGGUACUGUGCACGUAUAAUCCGGAUGUUGUCGGUAACGACGAACAGGAUUUUUUGGAGUAUCUCGCGGAGCAAGUUUGGGACGAGGGAGUUUUACAGCAGAUGUCUAUGAUUGAUACUAUUAACGAUGAUAGUAGCGUUACUAGUUCAAACGUAGUCGAUUCGAGUAAUGGUGGCGAUAAUGGUAUUCAACUUGAUGAACAAGAAAUAAUCUCCAAAAUAUGUGAAGUAAUAAAAGAUGAUUUUGUUACAUUUGGCGUUUGUGAAAACGACGAAACAUGCAUAGAAAUCUCUCGAACAUGUCAACUCUGCCAUCGUCACAUGCGUCUCAGUUUCCACCACUUGAUUCCUCGAUAUACCCACAAAAAAGUUUUGAAACGAAAACUGUUCACCAAGGAAGAAGUGUUAACUCGUGGUGUCAUGAUCUGUGGACCUUGUCAUAAAGCUUGUCAUAAAAUGAUCUCACAUUAUGAUAUGGCAUACACGUAUAAUACGCUAGAGAUGCUGCGACAACAUGAUGGUGUCAUCAA
This is a messenger RNA of Ambispora gerdemannii, 659 nucleotides long. The record is from the annotation of a GenBank genome assembly. NCBI's taxonomy places the organism in Eukaryota, Fungi, Glomeromycota, Glomeromycetes, Archaeosporales, Ambisporaceae.